Molecule: messenger RNA, 945 nt
Organism: Cajanus cajan (pigeon pea)
Lineage: Eukaryota; Viridiplantae; Streptophyta; Magnoliopsida; Fabales; Fabaceae
Source: RefSeq, a predicted model, not a curated record
AUGGCGAUAACAAGGAGAACAAACACACAGGAUCACCAAACCAAAGAAGAAGAACAUGUUGAGGUAGUUGACGAAACGGACCUUUCUGAAGCUGUUCGGUUAUUAAAGCAGGAAAUGGUGGUUAUGAAGCAACAACAGGAGAAAUACGCGCAAGAACUGUCGGCUUUAAGAACCGAAAAUGCUGCGUUGAAAAAUCAAGAUCCGUCAUGGAAGCCUACUCAAAAUACCAACACGCAAACCCAGGGGUCCUAUCAAUCCCAUGAGGUCCACACCUCGGCUCCUCAUGCCUCGGCGGCGGCACCUCCAAAAAUCCUCUCGGCUCAACCUACCGUUGGUCGUCCUACAGACUUGGCCACUGUGACGUUGAGUACAACUGAUGAUGCUGCCUUGUGCCGGAUUUUUCCAACGUCUCUCAAAGGCAAGGCCCUGAGUUGGUUUACUCGGCUCCCUCCUAACUCCAUUGACUCAUUCAACACUUUGUCUUCUCAGUUCACCAUCCAGUUUGCAACGAGUCGCCCUCACAGUUUGAUGUCUCUAUCUCUGGUCGGCCUUCGACAAGAUAAGAAAGAGUCACUCCGAUCUUUCAUGGAUCGAUUUAACAAGGUAGCCUUGGAAAUCCGAGACCUCAAUCCCGCCGUGGCACUUCAUCACCUCACAACGGCCUUGAAGCCAAGCCCGUUCGUCAAUAGUAUUUGUAAGAAACCCCCUUCGGACAUGAAUGAUCUACGAAGGAGAGACGACAAGUACAUGCAAAUGGAAGAGUUGGCGGAAUAUCGUAAUCAAGCCCGCACUGAACCAGUAAAUAAGACAGAAAAGCAAAUGGAACAACCAUUCAGAGGCCGAGGUAAAGAAAUAACACUAAGAGAUCGACCCAUGCGUGGGCCGAAACACUCUCAUUAUACUCUCAUCUCGGUCUCGCUCUUCAUAUCAACCUCGACACCAUGA